Molecule: messenger RNA, 2498 nt
Organism: Grammomys surdaster
Lineage: Eukaryota; Metazoa; Chordata; Mammalia; Rodentia; Muridae
Gene: Pdgfc
Product: platelet derived growth factor C
Exons: 6
Coding region: 1-1038 (345 amino acids)
Biological process (GO): positive regulation of ERK1 and ERK2 cascade; positive regulation of cell population proliferation; positive regulation of cell migration
Cellular component (GO): membrane
Molecular function (GO): growth factor activity; platelet-derived growth factor receptor binding
Source: RefSeq, a predicted model, not a curated record
AUGCUCCUCCUCGGCCUCCUCCUGCUGACAUCUGCCCUGGCCGGCCAGAGAACGGGGACUCGGGCUGAGUCCAACCUGAGCAGCAAGUUGCAGCUCUCCAGCGACAAGGAGCAGAACGGAGUGCAAGAUCCCCGGCAUGAGAGAGUUGUCACUAUAUCUGGUAAUGGGAGCAUCCACAGCCCGAAGUUUCCUCAUACUUACCCAAGAAAUAUGGUGCUGGUGUGGAGAUUAGUUGCAGUAGAUGAAAAUGUGCGGAUCCAGCUGACAUUUGAUGAGAGAUUUGGGCUGGAAGACCCAGAAGAUGAUCUAUGCAAGUAUGAUUUUGUGGAAGUUGAGGAGCCCAGUGAUGGAAGUGUUUUAGGACGCUGGUGUGGUUCUGGGACUGUGCCAGGAAAGCAGACUUCAAAAGGAAAUCAUAUCAGGAUAAGAUUUGUAUCUGAUGAGUAUUUUCCAUCUGAACCCGGAUUCUGCAUCCACUACAGUAUUCUCAUGCCACAAGUCACAGAAACCACAAGUCCUUCAGUGUUGCCCCCUUCAGCCUUGUCAUUGGACCUGCUCAAUAAUGCUGUGACGGCCUUCAGUACCUUGGAAGAGCUGAUUCGGUACCUAGAGCCAGAUCGAUGGCAGGUGGACUUGGACAGUCUCUACAAGCCAACAUGGCAGCUUUUGGGCAAAGCUUUCCUGUAUGGGAAAAAAAACAAAGUGGUGAAUCUGAAUCUUCUCAAAGAAGAGGUAAAACUCUACAGCUGCACACCCCGGAACUUCUCAGUCUCCAUACGGGAGGAGCUAAAGAGGACAGAUACCAUAUUCUGGCCAGGUUGUCUCCUGGUCAAGCGCUGUGGAGGAAAUUGUGCCUGUUGUCUCCAUAAUUGCAAUGAAUGUCAGUGUGUCCCACGUAAAGUUACAAAAAAGUAUCAUGAGGUCCUUCAGUUGAGACCGAAAAUUGGAGUCAAGGGAUUGCAUAAGUCGCUCACUGAUGUGGCCCUGGAACACCAUGAAGAAUGUGACUGUGUGUGUAGAGGAAACGCAGGAGGGUAAUUACAACCUCCACAGAGGCACACAUCCGCACUGGCAUUCUGUGUCCCCCACGAGCAACCCUCAAACCCACCAGCGUUGGCCACAGGGCUCUCAGCUGCUGAUGCUGGCUAUGGUAAAAAUCUGUCUCCAUCCAAAAUCUCAGUUGUUCACUCAACAGCCUUCUCCCUGCAGGACUUAAUGUGUCUUCUGAAAGACCCAAGACAACAAGAGGAGUCAGUCAGACAGCACUGCCUUUUAGAGGAAACCCAAACAAUGGAAGAGGUCUUCUGACCACAGAAACAAAUGAAAUGAAUGUCGAUGGCUAGCAAGCUCCAGAGUGACAGCAUUUCUUUUCCACUGACAGCAUGCUAUAGCUUAGUUGUCUUGAUAUGGGCAAGUGACAUCAGCCCAAGAAAAUGAGGAAAAGUGCACACUUGAUGGCGAACGAUGCAGAAGAACUUGGAUUUUUCCCUCAUGUGUGCAUAUAUAGACAGAUGCUCUGUAUUCUACAAACUCAAAGCUUUUAGAGAGCAGCUAUGUUGCUAUGAAUUAAAUGUGCCAUGCUUAUAGGAAAGACUGGAUUUUUUCCAUGCUUGGCAACUUCUCUGCCAUUUGGAAGAAGAGAGGUAUGGUCGUGGUUUGGAGGAAGAACACCUGCACAGAGGACUGGCCUUCCUGUCCCUCUGAGGUGGUUUCUGUGUUUCAUUGUGUACAUUUUUAUAUUCUCCUUUUGACAUUAUAACUGUUGGCUUUUCUAAUCUUGUUAAAUAUUUCUAUUUUUACCAAAGGUAUUUAAUAUUCUUUUUUAUGACAACCUAGAUCAAUUAUUUUUAGCUUGAUAAAUUUUUUUCUAAACAGAAAUUGUUAUAGCCAGAAGAACAAAGAUGAUUGAUAUAAAAUCUUGUUGCUCUGACGAAAACACAUGUAUUUCUUUCUUGUAUGGUGCUAGAGCUUAGAGCCAUCCUUAUUUGAAAACAUGGAAAGGGGAAGUUUUGAGAAUUGGUAGGUCACAGGGACAUUUUGGUAACAACUGAAUUAUCAUCAAUUCCCACUCCUGUUCUUAGACAUACGAAUAAAACAGUGUAUGUGUAAACACUUACAUGGAGUCAUUGCUAGCCUACACCUUUCUGUGGGAAAUAGGAGCAUAGCUCAGAGAAACACACUUUCUGGAAUCCGCAACCACUUCCAGGCACAAUGUUCUGGGCUAUGCUGUGCUGUAAGGACAUAUCCUAUUUAUUUCAAAUGCUAGGGAUUUAUUACCUUUAAACUCUGCUCCAUACACUUGUAUUAAUACAUGAAUAUUUUUAUGUACAGAAGUAUAUCAUUUGAAGAGUUCAUUUAUUGUACUCUUUGGCAAUUGCAAAGAAAAUCAGCAUAAUACAUUGCUUGUAAAAUGCUUAAUCUAUGCCUAAGUUUUGUGGUGUCUAUUUGAAUUAAAAUGUAUUGAAUCAUCAAAUAAAAGAAUCUGGCUAUUUUGGGAA